Botrytis cinerea B05.10 is the source of this 973-nucleotide messenger RNA. RefSeq lists its product as hypothetical. The coding region runs from base 213 to 578 and encodes 121 amino acids. The record is from RefSeq and is a predicted model, not a curated record. Lineage: Eukaryota; Fungi; Ascomycota; Leotiomycetes; Helotiales; Sclerotiniaceae. The transcript is spliced from 4 exons.
GCAAUUAUCUGAUUUGGUCUGAUCUGACGGGAAGAAGGCGACAAGGCUACCAUUUCCAUUAUCGUACCAUUAUGAUGAUGGCAUGUAGAAGAUUUUUAUAUAUUAAAUAAAGAACCCAGAGUCACCAAAACCACUUUGUCUUUCUGAACCAUAUUGCAAUCGAGAGCCACUCUGUGCGUGAGACUACUUCAGAAUCCAAACAUCUCUUCAAUAUGAACACUGUGAAAUCGUUCUGGGUUGGAUGGGGCUCGUUGUGUGUCGCCGGUGGGACAGCAUACUAUUUCGCAAAGCAAUCGAUCAACGCAGAUAGAGCCGCGCGGUUCGAGGCAGAUCAGAAACGCAAGAGGCAGCAGGAAGCCCUAGAAUAUUCUGGCAGAACGGGUGGUUAUGCAGGGUCAGGAAGUAAUGGCGGACCAGCAAAAUUGGACUCUGCCGGCUCUCCAAGCCAGGAAGUAUCGACAACUGAGCCUGCGCCAACAACACAUGCACCAGCGAGCGAGGGACAGCGUGUAAGGGAAAAGAGCAAAUAUGAGCCGUCGGAACCAUUCAGAUCAAAGAAAGGCGAUAGGUUCAGUUAAAUUGAGGCACGCCAUUGUCGUUCAGUAAUGCAAAUCUACUCACGGCAAUUUUGUUUGGUAUUGGAGUUGGCGCUGGGAACUGGGUGCUCCUAUGUAUGUGUAUACGUUAAUCUCACGAAACUCUACUCCUAUCGAAUUCUCGGAUUGUGUGAGCCUUUUGAAACAUGUCGUCUCUUUCAUCAUUGUUGCUACAAUCGAGCACACCAACUUAUUCGCCGCAGGCAAGAAGACAGGAACAGCCAUUACCCUUCGGGUCAAUUGAUGAAUAAAUCAGAAUUCCCCAACCCUCCAAAAAUCGAUAGAGUAAUAAAUGUAAAAUGCAAAGUAAUAAAUAACCAUGAUAAAAGGGAAGGGUUUGUAUGGAGAGCUUGCUGUAUCAAUUGAUGAUGAAUUUA